Paramecium octaurelia is the source of this 900-nucleotide messenger RNA. The record is from the annotation of a GenBank genome assembly. Lineage: Eukaryota; Ciliophora; Oligohymenophorea; Peniculida; Parameciidae.
AUGAUUGCUGAAGUAAUGCCUGAUUUUCUAAAGAAAUACUUUCCUUUAAUCCUGAGCUUUUUAGUACUAAUCAUUUACUUUACUUUUGUGAAUUUUGUUUUUAUUCAAGUAUCGAAAUGUAUUUCAGAAUUUUAAUCAUUAGAGACCUUAAUAGAAUGGAUAUAUAUAAGCAUAGGAACUUUUAGUAUUGUUAUGCUAUUUUGGGCUCUGUAUAGAACAUCAAGAAUUGAUCCUGGAUUUAUUCCUAAGGAUACAUUAGGAGAAUAUGAUGAAAAUAAAUAAAGAGACUAUUGUCUAUAGUGUAGAAUUAAGAGACCAGAAAGAUCUCACCAUUGUUCUAAAUGCAAAAGAUGCAUUUUAAAUAUGGAUCACCAUUGCGUUUGGACAGCUAACUGCAUAGGCUUAUACAAUAGAAAAUAUUUUUUACUCAUUUUGUUUUGGGGUUCUAUAGGAAUGUUUUCAGCCACUUUACUUGGAUUAAUGAAUAUCGAGGCUCUUUGGAAUAGAAUUUGGGAAAAUGAUUCCCUAGAUCUUAGUAAAGUCAAGGCAGCAUUCAUAUUUCUAAUGACAUUUUCACAAUUUUUAAAUGGCUUGGGUUUAUAUUACUUCUUUUGGAAUAAUUUCAAAUUGAUUGCUGUUAAUAUUUGUACACUAGAUUAAAUGAUUUUAGAGAUUGAAGCUUAAACAUAAAGAAAAUAUGUAUGAAUUCAAUCUAUUUAUAAGCAUACGGAUUUAACAAUAUAUAAUUUAGGAUUUUGGUACAACUUUACAUUUUAUUUUGGAAAAAAUCCUCUUCUUUGGCUGAUACCUAUUGGAGCACCUAUAGGUGAUGGGUAUCUUUGGGAUAAAAAAGCUAGUUCUAGAGAAAUGGUAGAAACAACUUUAUAAUUCACGGAAUGA